UCAGCAUCCAGUGCCUAUUGUCCAUUGAAUGUUCUUACUUUAUUAAGUAUCUGGUAUCUGUCAUCUGGUUGGGAUGAAACAUACAACUGGGUGUCAUCAGCAUAACACUGGUGCAUUUGCCUGCAUGCAUGUGUCUUCAUAAGCGCUGGCUGGUUAUAUUGACAAUGAACAGACAUUGUGGUUGGGAUAUGGAUACAGCGUGACCGGCUGUCCGGUUGUCAAGUAACUGGUCUCACGUUACACACCUUCCAGUGUCUCUUAUUUAGGAUGCAUGAUGUCACAUACACUGUCGUUCACACACACACUCUUGCUCACUCUCCUCUCUGCAUCACAGCUCGCCAGACUGUUCUGUUCCUCAAGGACACAGCUUGGAGGCUGCUUUAACUGGUAUUUUGAUGUGUCAUUUGCCAGCUUGUACGUCUUAGAUGCCUUGAGUUUGUGCUGUAUUGCUUUAGUCAGACCGCUUAAGGACUCCAGAGUAUUCUAGUUAAUAUAGGCUGCAGUGUUGAAAGUUUUCAUAUUUUAGAAAGGUUCAAUAUUUGUCAGAUUUCACAUUUCUCUAGAUUGUGAGUACAGAGUGGUUAUAAGGAUGAGGUGCGUCACAGUUGUGCUGUGUUGCACUGUUCUGCUAAUGCAGCUGAUUAUGACCAGUUCACAAACUGCAGAGGAUUCAGCCAUUAGUGACUGUUCUCAGCUGGAUUCAUGUGAUCGAUGCACAAGUGGAGACCCUGCCCUCAAUCUGACACGCUGUAUUUGGAGAAGCUGUGACAAUGAUAAUAACACAAGAUGCAUAUCCGACACAGAAGACUCUGGAGACUGCGCCGUGUACAAUGACACAAACUCCUGCCCAUAUGACUCUUCUUCAGGCUCGGCACCAGAGCUGACCCAGGCAUCAUUUGACCUGUCCAGCUUCAUAGGUGGGAUCAUACUUGUGUUGUCACUCCAAGCAGGGGCCUUCUUUGCUCUGCGCUUCCUCAAGGCAAAAGACAGCACCUAUGAGACCAUUGACCAACCCCAGUGAGGAGGACAAACAGCAAGGAAUAGAAAAAACAAAUAUGGAAGAAUGGAACAGCAAGAAAUGAACAGAACAGAUGAGGCAGCUGGGAAUCUGGGGCAAAAGUUGAGAGAGCAACUCAACUUUUUAAGGCCCUCACCUAUUUGUUGGGGAGGGUUUGUUUUGUUUUGUUUUGUUUUGUUUUUGUAUUUCCAUAUAUUGGCAGAUGUACUUGUUUGGAAACCCGUAUUAAUCAGAUCACCAUUUUAUGUCUUCUGUCCUAGAUGGUUCUCCAGUCUGUUUGAACUGAUUUGUCAAAUGUUAUCUUUUUUUGAGUGAUUUUUUUUUUCUUUCAGCUCUGUUGUUGGUUUUAAGGUCGAUAAUUAUCAGUAAAUUAAAUCAGUAAAUCAUCAAUAUUAUAUUAUAUAUAGUAAAUAAAUUAAUACAUAAUAAAUUAAGUAUAGUUGUGUUUGACAUUUAAUAGAAAUGUGGUUUAGUUGCCUAUAAAAGUAUAAAUCUUUCAUUUACUGGUACACUCUUUAUAUUAUUAUUAUUAUUUAAAGUUACUCAGAGAUAUUUACAUUCAUUUUCUUUUUUUUUUUCAUUUUCAUAUUUUCAUUUAUUUAUCCAGCAAUACAUUAUUGCUUGGUAAAUAAAUGAAGUAGUUUACCUUAGGAUGCAAGUACCCAAUGUAACCUGUAGGGGGCAAUAUAGCAACACGCAUGAGUUCACCAUUCCUGACUGUCACUACCCGAUCCGUGUCUCCUGCCCUAUUGGCACGUUUUGUUAUGUUUUACGAGGCCGGAUCAUGUGUCAUUUCACGACAUUUUGUGACAUUUAAUUAUAGUAACACUAUUAGGAAUAGCAUCAAAUAUUCUACAUCAAAUGCUCUUUGAGUAACUGUAAUGUUUUAUUGCUUUGAAACUCAAUAAAACAAAUAAAACAUAUAUAUGGCCUUUUGCAACUGAGAAACUAAAAACAGCACUUACACCAUUUUGGGAAUCUGUUGUGGGUGAAAAAUGAAGGAAACAAAACACAAGGGAAAACGAGGGGUACAGAGAAAUGUUUUAUUAAGAAUAAGUAGGACUAGUGGGCGUGUAGUCUGUUGGAGAAGCAUAGCAGAAAGGGGAGAAAGGCUGAUAGUAUGGGGUGCACCCCGGAGAAGAAGUAGGACUCAACGGGGUAUCAGAAUAAUCAGGACUAGCAGGAGUAUAGGGCGGAGAGAAGUUGGAUUCAGGAUCAGAGCGAGCCAUGUCUUCAUCGUCCUCAGGGUAUUCAGAGGAAUGUUCAGAGGGUACAUAGGAGGGGAAAUCUGUCUGAGUCGAAACAUCAACGCCAAUCGUAGCUGGACUGAGCCUGUAUCUUAAAGGGGAUGGAAAAGUUGAGGUCUCGGUUGGGGUAUGUAGAACAUCGAUCAAGAGAGUCAAGUCUGCGAAUAAGUGAGACAGCUGGUAGGGGGUGUUCAGGUCUAAACCCUCCAAGCCUUCUAAGGACGAGAGCAGAAAGCCGAGUCCACUGUUACUAGCUACACAUGGACAAAACAUAGAGAAGAUAAAAAGGGAGGGAGAUGGAACUGGUUAAUCAUCUCAGGUCCCCCAAAAGAUAUGUAUACACGACUAAAAAUAUAGACAACAUAUGGCAGGUGAUAAUUACGUGACCCAGUGUAAGGCGAGUCGCAUGGGCUAUUUCAGUUACACACACAUUGAUGAGCAAAAGUCAAAAGGACAGAAAAGGUCCUAAAGCAUAACCAGUGUCCAAUGAGAGUAAACUAACUGAUGAUUGUAAAGAACUCUGAACUAUAGUUUGAAGUUUGAGUUGAUUAAGAACUCACCCAUGGUAGGUGUAUAUCAGAGAGAUAUGUUGUCUAGGUCUUCUCCCAGUCAAAGUCAGGCGUGAAUGAUGAAGAAAAGAAGAAAUUGGUUUUUAAAAACCUAAAUGGACGCUAGGGCAAUUCUAAGGGUAUUGAGAAAUGUUUAAAGGAAGAACAUAAUGGUUGUCAAAAUAAUGUCCAGUGUAAACUUAAUGGUUGUUGAAACUGAUGAAAAUGAGAACAUAAUGGGCAUUGGGGUAUAAAUAUGGUCAUACCUAUUGGUAUUAAAAAUAGACAUGGAGGGUGGAGGCUCAUAGCAAGACACUGUAUAAAAAGGGGAGCCCCGCUCUAGGGUUUUCAGAUCACUUUUG
Messenger RNA from Ictalurus furcatus (blue catfish), 3175 nucleotides. RefSeq names its product CD164 sialomucin-like 2 (gene cd164l2). The record is from RefSeq and is a predicted model, not a curated record. Gene Ontology annotation, cellular component: cytoplasmic vesicle. Bases 590 to 1021 code for a protein of 143 amino acids. Lineage: Eukaryota; Metazoa; Chordata; Actinopteri; Siluriformes; Ictaluridae. The transcript has 5 exons.